This is a messenger RNA of Mya arenaria, 1815 nucleotides long. RefSeq names its product polyunsaturated fatty acid 5-lipoxygenase-like. Gene Ontology annotation, molecular function: oxidoreductase activity, acting on single donors with incorporation of molecular oxygen, incorporation of two atoms of oxygen; metal ion binding. The transcript has 3 exons. The coding region runs from base 1 to 1815 and encodes 604 amino acids. Gene Ontology annotation, biological process: lipid oxidation. NCBI's taxonomy places the organism in Eukaryota, Metazoa, Mollusca, Bivalvia, Myida, Myidae. The record is from RefSeq and is a predicted model, not a curated record.
AUGCUUAUGAGUAGGUUCGGAGAAUUUAGGGGCCAAAUCGAGUUCAGUGACAUUGAAAAGGAGUUUGAGUAUAGCGAAUCCUUCAUCGGGUUAUCAAGAACAAGAGAGAAAAUUACAUUGGAAAAAUUCAAAGAGAAAAAGGAGAACCAAGUAGUAAACAUCAACAAAAUACUUGAAGACUGUAAAGAAUAUGAGCUGAUGUUCACUGAUGGGUCGACGCUAGGCAAUCCCGGACGGGGGCAGGAUAGAAGACAAAGUGAUUUAAAGGAUAUGAGAGAUAGCUACGAGUAUAGAUACGAGAACGGGCUUCCUGUUACUCUGAAGAAGCUGCCAGAACAGGAAAAGUUUUCCUUUAUGUACGGCUUGAAGAUAGCGGAUAUACUUUCGGACCAAUUGUUUGAUUCUGUGGUCGGCUCGACGUGCGAGAAUCUCUCUGAUUUUGUUAAAUUGUGCAAAUUGUUUUGGGAGCCACAUGAAAUAGACAGAUGGGACGACGACGAGAAAUUUGGUUUACAGCGCUUACUAGGGGUGAACAGUUCUGUCAUUCGUCGAGUAAAAGAUAUGAAACAACUGGAGAAACUGCAUGUCGGUGAACAAGACAUUCAACCACUCCUACAGGGUCUCACGUUGAAAGAUGCCAUAAAAGCAAGACAGCUUUUCAUUGUCGACCACGCUAUCCUAGAUAAGUGUCCUAAAAGUCCGAAUAUCAUCUUAUGUUCGCCAAUAGCUCUUUUCUUCUUGAAAGAAGACAAACUAAUGCCAGUAGCUAUCCAGUUAUUUCAGAGCAGAAGCGACAACAACCCGGUAUUUUUUCCAACAGAUGACAAGUACACGUGGAUUUUGGCGAAAAUGUGGUUCAACAAUGCAGAUGCUCAAAUCCAUCAAGCAAUUUCUCAUCUCGGAUACACACACUUGAUAAUGGAGGGUUUUGCGAUCGCUGCACAUCGACAUCUUUCAAAAUUACAUCCGAUUUUCAAACUUUUGGCUCCACACUUUCUUUACUUGAUGGCCAUCAAUGAUCUUGGAUUGAAAGAACUUCUUGCGAAGGGAGAAUUGAUUGAUAAACUGAUGUCAAUGGGGUCGGAAGGAGCAGAUUACCUGAUAGCAAAGCACAAGGACACCUGGCGCUUGAACGUCGAGGGUUGCCUUCCAGCUGAUAUUGUCGAUCGGGGAGUUGAACCUACUGAUGUUCCGUUUUAUCCAUUUCGAGACGAUGCUCUGCUUACGUACAAAGCCAUAGAGGAAUACGUUGAUUCGUGCGUCAGCUUGUUUUACAGGUCAGACAAAGUCCUAAUAGAGGAUCCCGAGAUACAGGCCUGGCGGUAUGACAUGGAUCGAUCUGCAUCCGAUGGCGGACUUGGAGUCAAGGGUAUUCCAGGAGAACAGGGAAGCUUCCAAAAACGAGAAGAAUUGGCUCUUGUACUAAAAUGCAUAAUUUACACGUGCAGUGUCUGGCAUGCUGCCGUGAACUUCAAGCAGUAUGACGAGUACGCAUUGACGCUUAUUGGGCACCCACCCAAGGACAAGAGAGAACGUGAUCUGAAAGAGGAUGCCAUCCCAACGAUCCAACCAAUAAACAAAUUGCUCACACUCAUGGGACUGACAAAAGUGCUCAGUACACGUGCAACAAAUGCUCUGGGGAAUUUUGAAGUGAACUACAUUCAUGACCCGGCAGCAGUCGAACUGGUCGAACAGUUUCAGAAAAACCUGGAAAAUACCAGAAAAGAAAUCGAGAAAAGAAACGAAACAAGAUCUGCGGAGAGAGCAUAUCCAUUCCUUAACCCCGCCGAAAUACCAAAUGCAAUCAGCAUUUGA